Symbiodinium natans is the source of this 1638-nucleotide messenger RNA. The record is from the annotation of a GenBank genome assembly. Lineage: Eukaryota; Dinophyceae; Suessiales; Symbiodiniaceae.
AUGGCUUUCUUGAUGUCAGAAGAUUCAUGGCUGGAAGAGCUGAGCCUGACCCAGCCGCAAGCCCCAGCUACAGCUGAGCAGUCAGAUGACUUCUGCCAGCGGUUUUUGCAGCGCCUGGCCAAAUUUCAUCUUGGUGACACCAGGUUGGAUCUACGGCUGGCCAAGAAUUUAGGCAGGGGCCUUUCUUUGACAACUGAGUAUUCUGGCAUGGGUACGGCAGAAGAAGCCAUGCGGCAGAUCACUGAGUGCCUGAAGCAGAAGCUCAUGCUUGAGAAUGAGAAUGCUUUGCUUGCAGAAAUGGAACAAGCGCAGUGGCAAAGCGAGCACGCCACGGACAACAACAAGCACUGCAGAUGUGUUCUCAUGCAUCAUGAUGAGCCUUGGAGGGCCCAGUGUCUUUUUGGUGAUCUGCAGGAACGAAUCCCUGCCUUUGCCUUGCAGGCUUUGGAAGCGAAACGGAAGGAGUUGUUGGACACGCUGGGGCUUGGUCGAAAGCGGAAGGUGAGUGCUGAGCUUUCCGAGGCAGUGGUUGCACAUGGCCGCCGAUUCAUAUCAAGUGCCGUGACUAUGAUUUGCAUGAACAUGGAGCAGCGCCCGAAGGGCCAUUGCUAUCGUCGUGGUGAAUCUUGCUACAUUUCUCCUGCUGGCAUCCCCACAGCCGCACUCCACUUGAAUUGUAGUGGCUUGAACUGCUAUGACUGGUCAACCAUGGGCCUGGGCUUGAAGUUUCUGGGUGAAUCCGCCUUGCCUUUCGCAGCCUGGUGUGCCAGCAUGAAGCAGAUGGUUCCAGAUGUCAUCAUCGCUGAAUGCACGCAGACCUUCGAUUUUGAUCAUCUCCGCACGCUCCUGCAACCAGAGUAUCCAUCAGAAAGAAGCUUGGAAUUGAGCAUCAGCCCUCAUGAUCUUGGAGAGCCACUGACACGCAACAGGAAGUACAUGUUGUUUCUCAGCCAGCGCUGCUGCUGGAUGGUCCCUGGUUGUGAUGGAAGCCAGGAGAAGGACGACACGCAGCAGACGCUUUCCAGUUUUUUCCAGCAGCUUUUCAAGCAUCAGGAAGCUGUAUUGGCACCAUGUUCAAAGUUCAGGGCCCCGCCCGAGACAGUGCAGGCUCAUGUGAGGAAGUUGGCGCAGAAGAAUCACCUGCCGCCUACAACCACUUCAGGGCGUGAAUGGUCUUACGCACAAGCAUGCACAGCUGCCACACGAGCCAUGGUGCAACAGCACAAGGAGUGGGUGGAGAAUCAUGUCCGGGAGACAAAGAUUUCCUUUGAUCCGUAUCAGUGGACAACCAAUUUGUCGCAGUCACCGGAGCACAUGCAUCCCAACAAGGGCUUCGUGCCAGCGCUUUUGAGAAGGUCCAGUCUGUACCUUUUUGGGCAAGGGCGGGCAGCUGUGCCUUUAGAAUACCUGGAAUGCCAAGGCUGGAAUGUAUUCGGCGAGCGUGGCGUUUCAAGCCUGCGCAGGCUUGACGUGUCAAGAACUGGUGCUGAAUCUGCUGGACAAACACGGAGCUUGUUGGCAUGCUUUGAAGCCCUUCCCCAGAUGGUCCUGCAAGAACUUGCAGGAAAUGGCAUGCAUCUCCAUGUCAUAACGGCUGUGGUCAUGUUCUCCUUGGCUUGCGUCGCGAAAGAAGAUUAA